UUUACGAACUCUAAUUUCACAGGAACUUUUGUUUUAGAACAAAUGCAAAAUAACCAUACAUUUAAAUUUGACCUUACCAUUAUAUCUUGCUCGACAAGCAUGCUGUCAAAGCGUGAUAAAGGCGUACAGAAACGGAUAAACCAGAGGACAAAUGCGUAUUUGCAACUGUAUCUGUGGUUUCGGAGAUGUUGUCUCAGCAUUAUGUGGCGCAAUUGGGACAAAUGUUUGCCAUUGUACAGAUGGAUUAUGCGCUGGGUUGUCAUUAAUAGGACAGUUUUGUAACAUACUUUGCUCCUUUAAGUCUUUACUGCAACUAUUUCUCCCACUUUGUUCAAUGAGCAUCGCAAUAUCCAGCAUUGUUUUGCCUUACUGGGCCUGGGGUGAAACAGACAAAGUAGAUGUUGGUUUGUUCAAAUGCUGCAAAACAACCAAAGAGAGCGAAAAUGACUGUUCGUCAUUGUAUGACUGUGUUCCAUCAGAUUCGAAAUUUAAUUCGCUUAGCCAGGCAGCUGCCGGGCUUUUGAUAACAUAUAUUGUUUUAAACGGUUUAAGUAUCUUACUUGCAACAAUAAGCUAUUCAGAUGAGCCGGAUGUCAGUCAAUUUUGCAAUGGAACACAUGUUUUUCCUGCGGCUGCCAUUGGCUACAUCGGCAUUAUCGUAUUUUUAUCCGGUGUUAUACAAUCCGAAAGCUACACCAGAUUCCCGAUCCGCCUCUCAGUUCAUCUGGCGAUAAUAUCAUGCGCUGUUUACCUCUCUUAUGCAGCCGUUUGUUUUAAAGAGCCUAAGGUGCUUAUAGGUGUACCCAUUUUGACUGCUGUGAUCUAUUUUGUGAUAAAUAUGAUGUCAGAAAUUUCAUGGAUUUUUUCUAGCGGUGUGUUUAUACUAGUUAUCCUUGGCAUUAUCGUAUGUUUCGUGAAAUAUAAAAACUAGUUAAAUAGAUAGAAGUUGGAUGAAUUUUCAAGGAAACUGGAACGAGAGAAGAUGUUAAUGAAUUAACAACUGAAUCAACUUACAUUCAUUGCAUACUAUAAUUAUUUAAGAACAAACUUCUAUUCAUAAAACUCAUUUGCAAAAGCAUUUAGAGUCAUUAUCGCAGGUAAACUUAUGCAGGCAUAUCAAAAUCAGGGGUACACGUAUUUCGAAUCUGCAACGGUCUAAGUGAGGUUUUGGAGUCUGAUAUGCAAGAUGGC
Molecule: messenger RNA, 1191 nt
Organism: Mya arenaria
Lineage: Eukaryota; Metazoa; Mollusca; Bivalvia; Myida; Myidae
Exons: 4
Coding region: 152-931 (259 amino acids)
Source: RefSeq, a predicted model, not a curated record